Molecule: messenger RNA, 1487 nt
Organism: Neopsephotus bourkii (Bourke's parrot)
Lineage: Eukaryota; Metazoa; Chordata; Aves; Psittaciformes; Psittacidae
Gene: ATPAF1
Product: ATP synthase mitochondrial F1 complex assembly factor 1
Exons: 9
Coding region: 40-957 (305 amino acids)
Biological process (GO): mitochondrial proton-transporting ATP synthase complex assembly
Cellular component (GO): mitochondrion
Source: RefSeq, a predicted model, not a curated record
CUGAGGGGGCCGGGCGGAGCGCGGAGGGGGCCGGCCGCCAUGGCGGGCCCGCUGCUGCAGGGCUAUGGGCUGGCUGCGGCCUUGCGGAGCCGCGCUGCUCUCCGCCCGCUGGGGCUGCUCGUCCCCCCGAGCCGGGGGGUGGCCGACCUGGGGCCGGGGAACGGGGAGGCGGCGCUGGAGGAGAACCCCUUCUACGGGAAGUACCGACAUAAGAUCCAGGAGCUGCGGAGAUCCAGUCCAGAUGUGUUUGAAUCCCGUAUGGAAAAAAGAACUGAAGUGAAAAAGCAGCCUGUGGGAUACUCCAAUCAGGGAGAAUUUAUCAGAUGCAUGGAGGAAAAGGCAAAAGGCUUGGGCUCAAAGACAUCAAAGGGUGGAUUCACAAAAGACAAGACACUUGAUUCGAUUCUGAAUGUUGAGAUGGUGAAAGAAAAGUCAGCGGAGGAGAUAAAACAGAUUUGGAAUCAGUAUUUUUCUGCAAAAGACACGGUUUAUGCUGUUAUUCCUGCAGAGAAGUUUGAUUUAAUAUGGGAGAGAGCCCAGAAAUGUCCAUCGUUUCUGUAUGCUUUGCCAAGAAAAGAAGGCUACGAGUUCUUUGUGGGGCAGUGGUCAGGAACAGAAUUGCACUUCACCUCCCUGAUAAACAUUCAGACCCAAGGUGAAACUGCCCCUAGCCAGUUGGUCCUGUACCAUUUUCCUGAUCUACAGAAGGAAAAAGGAAUAGUUCUAAUGACAGCAGAAAUGGACUCCAAGUUCUUGGUGGUGCAUGAAGCGCAGUGCUUGGCGAAUCAGGUGCAGCUUUUCUAUGCAACGGAUCGUUCCGAGACCUAUGAACUAGUGGAGACCUUCAACCACAGAUCUAGUGAAUUUAAGUACAUGUCAGUUAUAGCAGAGCUUGAGCAAAGUGGGCUUGGAAGAGAACUGAGACCUGGUCAGGUUUCUGACAAGUCACAGAGCUGACCUGCAGGUGAGGUGAGCCAGCAGCAGUGAGGGUUUCCUACAUGGGGUGGUGCUGUGUCUUUUGGCUUACAGAUUUGGUUUGGAUACAGAAAGGAUCUGGAGUGUCAAGCCUGUCUGGCACUCAUGCAAGAUGAGGACUUGGGCCAUAUGAACAACCCUAAUUGCCAGAAUGGAACCCAUAACUUCAUCAGAACAAGCCAUUUCCCAUCCUCUGACUUACUGCUGCGUGCUGUGUUUUUGAAAUCUGAAGUGACAGAAGAGAAGCUCUGUAACGGACUGCACUGACAUCAGGAGAGACCCAACAACCAGUGUUCUGCUCAGUAAAUGCGUUUUAAAUGCCCUCUGCCAUUAUAAUUGCAUGGUCCAGUGCUUUUUAAUCUGUGUGGAAUUUAUACAGGCUUGUCCAUCAAGAAAAGAGAGUAGGGCUGACGGUCUAAAACAAACGCCUCUUUGUUACUUUGUGAGGUUCCUUGCACAGAUGUGUACUGUGGCCUGUGUUUUUCUCAGGAUUGAAAAAUAGAGUGACUAGA